AUGGGGGCCAUGGGAACGGGAAAAUUCCGUCUCUCUGUUGACCUUGCCACCCAUUUUCGAGGAGAAAUAAUCAACUCGGAUAAAAUGCAAGUUGACAAGGGACUUGAAAUUGUUACAAACAAGAUCACACACACUGAGAAACACGGUGUACUACACUAUUUGUUAGAUCCUGUGUUAAUGUUCAAAUAUAAGUAUGAGAGUUGCUUUAUUUGGAUUGAUGUUGAGCAAUCAGUCUUGAACCGUAGAGUUGACAAGAGGGUUGAUCAAAUGGUCAAAGCAGGGCUAGUGGAUGAGGUGAGACAGAUUUUCAUUCCAGAUGCAGAUUACACCAAAGGGAUACGACGGUCCAUCAGUAUCCUUGAAAUGGAUAGAUAUUUAAGAGAAGAAACAAAUAUAGACGGAGAUGAUGAAUCAAAGCAGAUGAUUCUUCAAGCUUCAAUUUCAAGUGUCAAGCGUAAUACUCUUAUGUUAAUUUGUAGCCAAUUUGACAAGAUUCAACGAUUAAUAAGCGAGAAAAUGUGGUCAGUGCAUAAUAUUAUUGCUACGGACGUUUUCAAAGAAGAUAGAGAAGAAGAUCUUGACGACUCAAGGACGAAUAUUGUUUUGCAACCAGCCUAG
This is a messenger RNA of Solanum pennellii, 618 nucleotides long. Its product is annotated as adenylate isopentenyltransferase 7, mitochondrial-like. Gene Ontology annotation, cellular component: mitochondrion. NCBI's taxonomy places the organism in Eukaryota, Viridiplantae, Streptophyta, Magnoliopsida, Solanales, Solanaceae. Gene Ontology annotation, molecular function: tRNA dimethylallyltransferase activity. The coding region runs from base 1 to 618 and encodes 205 amino acids. The record is from RefSeq and is a predicted model, not a curated record. The transcript is spliced from 3 exons. Gene Ontology annotation, biological process: cytokinin biosynthetic process; tRNA modification.